Molecule: messenger RNA, 4225 nt
Organism: Cololabis saira (Pacific saury)
Lineage: Eukaryota; Metazoa; Chordata; Actinopteri; Beloniformes; Belonidae
Gene: csrnp1b
Product: cysteine-serine-rich nuclear protein 1b
Exons: 5
Coding region: 203-1921 (572 amino acids)
Biological process (GO): regulation of transcription by RNA polymerase II
Cellular component (GO): nucleus
Molecular function (GO): DNA-binding transcription factor activity, RNA polymerase II-specific; sequence-specific DNA binding
Source: RefSeq, a predicted model, not a curated record
GUCAGUCGCUCCAGACAAGGGAAGCGCUCGAGCCGCUCCGGAGCCCCGCACCGCAGCCGCGUUCAUGCGGGGAUAAGCGCCGCAUUUAUCCGCGCCGCUCGGAUUUACUUCCCCUCUGUUAUCCCAUCGACUCUUCAUCCAGCGCUAUUUUUGUUCCUAAUGGUGAUAUCGGAUACUUGAACUGAUUGCUCUCACUGGCGCCAUGAGUGGGCUUCUCAAGAGGAAGUUUGAGGAGGUGGAUGAGGACCCGUGCUACUCCUCUCCCUCUUCCCUCUCCUCUGCCUGCUCGGGCUGGGACUCGGAGGGGGAGAGCUGCUACUCGGACACCCUGGAUUCCACUCCCAGCAACCCCAGCUCCCCAGCAACUAACUUCAAUACCACAUCCAUCCUUAAGAAGGCCAAGCGAGCUCGACGGGGAAAUGUGACAUUUGACCAGGUGACGGUGUUCUUCUUCCCGCGGUGCCAAGGCUUCACCAGUGUUCCCAGUCGGGGAGGAUGCACUCUAGGCAUGAUGCAGCGCCACAGUUCGCUCCGCACAUUCACGCUUGCAGAGUUUGCUGUGGAGCAGCGGCUCCUGCGCCGGGAAAAACUCCUCAACAGACUCAGGGAAGAGAAACUGGAAGCUCUGAAACUAAAGCUGACAAAGAAUGGAACCCAAGAAAACGAGGAGGCGGACCGGCUGACGGUGGACGACAUCCCAGAGCAGGAUGUAGACGUCAGCGGAGCCAACCUGGACGAGGGCUCUUUCCUGCAGCCUUACCCGUCUAAACAGCGCUAUGCACUGCUCAAAUCAGCGGGCGUGAAGAAGAUCGAUAAGGAGGAAAAGAGGCAGCUGCAUGAGCUGAGAAUCUCCAGGGAGAACUGUGGUUGUGACUGCCAGGGCUUCUGCGAACCGGAAACAUGCAGCUGCAGCCUGGCUGGCAUCAAAUGUCAGAUGGAUCACUCUUCUUUCCCGUGUGGCUGCACCAAGGACGGCUGCGGAAACACAGAGGGCCGCAUUGAGUUCAACUCCACCCGGGUCCAGACGCAUUACAUCCACACCAUCAUGAAACUGGAGCUGGAGAAAAGACUGGAGGAGCAGUCGAGCACGGAGGAAGAGGAGGAGGAGAACACAACAGAUGCCAACCCCCUACCAGCAGUGCCCUCAUUCCCCUUUAGCUCGGAGCUGGCAGCAGCCGGAGAGAACAGUUGCAGCAGCGACAUGACGGACUUAUCGGACUCUUCGGGUCAGAGUGAGGACUCGGAGGCCGGCGAGGGCCAGUGCCAGCAACAGAGCCCGCUGGACGUCGACGAAAAAGGCCUGAGCCGCAUACUCUGUUUCACCGACACGGAAAGCUGCUCAAAAAGUAACGUGGAUGGCGAGGAUAAGAACAGUAGAAACACUCAACAGCACGAGCAGCAGCCAUCCACGGAGGCGUUUACUAGCUUUAGCAUGGUGGACUUUGCCGACGAGAACGACAAUAUAGACGCUGCACUGUUGGACUCUGCAGACGAUCACACAGACAAUCGAGCAACAGCCAUUUCAGAACUUUUAGAUGAGAAUGCCAACCAGGGAAAUGCCCUAUUCCACAGCAGUAGUGUGCCACACACGCCCUCCCCCACCAUCGACCGCUCUGCAAGCUACAACAUGGACCUGAGCCUCUCCUCGGAGUCCGACCUGGAGUUCUUCGAUGGCUUCCCUUGUCUGGGCCACAGCUCGCUCUACAACUCCCUCAAGGAGUACGAGCACAUGGACAAUUUCUUUCAGUAUCAGUCGCCUAGUUACCCCAGUUUCCCCACGGCGAGCGACCCUGGGACGUGCCUACUGGAGUCACUGAUCGGCCUCUCGGAAUCCGUCCCAGAACCCCCCGCCACAUUUACGGACAAUCAGCUGAUGGAGGAAGCCAUGAAACUGUCUGUGAUGGAGUCUGUGAAAGUUUGACGAAAUUUGUGGACUGUGUAAGAAGAAAAUACAAAAAACAAAAAAAAAAAAACAGGGGUUUUGUAGGGCGCUGAAAAUGCACAUAAGAUGUCAACAUGUUUGGAGGAAGCUGUGAUUUCUCUUUUGCCUAAUAAAUGUUAGGUUUCCACACUUGCCUUCAAAAUGUUAGCAAAGCAGUUUGGGAUUAUCGCUGUGUGAGAUGGCAGCUAGUGUUUGAAAUUAAACAAACAAACAAAGGGAGCUCAGUUUGACCAGACUCGUAGAAACCAAUGAUGGCUCUCAAUUCCUAAGAAAGCUCUUUUGAACCAAACCAAAAUCAAAUGCUAAACAGGAAUCAGCCUCGACUGUGGCCAGGUUGGAAAUCUCAACACAGCUGAAUGUGCACCUCAGGGAAUUUCUUUCUAGCUUUCUAGCUUUUGGAGGCAAUGUGCGGUGACCGUUGCUGUGAUGGCCUUCUAUUGAAACCCGAGUCAAAUUGCAAAAAUAGUCCUCGUACGUGUCCUACCUUCGGGAUUGCACCCAGACGACUUGAGCUACUGGGGUCAACCGUGAAGAUAGUGGACUGUUUCUCCUCAAGAUCUGUCCCAAGGGUCUUACAUGGUACAAAAAAGGAAAAACAAAUCCCUGUUAAAGCUCCUCGAUCAGCACUUUAUCUGUGAAAAUAGCUAUGUAUGCAUAGGCAUCGUUGUUUUGGUCAUUUGGGAUGGAUUCAGCAGUUCAACGCUAAAUUAUGGAGUUUCUUAUUUAUGAGCUGGGAAACUACAAUUAAUUCUCACACUCUUUAAACCUGUAGCUGUAUUAUCUUUAUUGCUAUUGUUUUAAAUUAUUUCCUUUUACAAUUUUGUUUUAUUUAUUUCAGUUAGAGCCUCCUUUCAUUCAAGCAGCACUGUGGUUUUGUACACCCUAAAGUACAAUCUUUCCUUUUUUCCAUAUCACGUUAACGCAUUGUUAUGGGAAAUGGGACCACAAAUCCAUCAGCAAGUAUUUAAUAUCUUACUUUUUUCUCUUUUUUUUUCUUUCUUUUUUUGUAAGUUAUUCUGUCAUUAUUUCAUUAGCUAUUUAAUUUAAGAUAUUUUGGCAAUAACAUGGGCUGUUGUAAAGUUUACUGGAUGUGCCUGUUUAUCCGGGGAGCCAUGCCUGCCGCUGGUGUGAGCACAGUGCUUCCAUUUAAGCUUUGGGACUGAAAACUGUGGAUUCUCCCUAAUCACUGAAACAAAAUUAUGGGUCUAUUGUGUUGCUGCCUAUAAUGUAACCAUAGAAAAUUACACUAAUAUUUUGUAACUAAUUUAUGUAGGAUGAUAAAAGAAUUCUAAUCACUGACAAAUUGAAUAUUUUAUUAAGAAAUUAGUAAUUUUCAAUCGGGGACAGCCUUUGUAAUAUACUAAUUAUAAAAGAAAUGUAUACUUAUGAAGGUAAUUGCUCUGCAGCAUUCUGAAGUAUUUUUUUGUAGGCAGCCUUAGGGUUGGAAAUCUUAGAGAAAUGCCACUAAAACUAAUUGCAAAGAUCAAUUUGAUUGUACUCUGAAUUUCUUUGGAAGUCUGUGACUUGGGUUAAAGUAUGUUAUGAAAUACACACGUGAAGGGUAUUUUUUGGGGUAAAAACUGCAUAUAUUAUACAAUUUUUAUCGCAAACAAACCCUGAAAUUUGAAGAAAUGCCUCAUCAAUUAUAGAACAAGAUGUUUUUUUUUAAAGGUGAUCGUGCCGUCACCUGCGUGAAGAGCUGAGAGACACUAGAGAGUUGAUGUACAUAUCUCACCCUUUCUACAGCUGAUUUAUCAGCCUUUCUGGACCCUUUUAGAAAAAAAUGCAUGCAGGUCCUGUUUGUUAAGACUUGUUCUGAUUAAUUGUAUACUUUUGAAAAGUGCAAAGUCACAUCGGAAAUGUAUUAUUCGCUUUUUGCCUUCUUAAUUAUUUUGAAAAAUCCAUCCGAUAUGUUCUUACGCCGUGAAGAGGGCACUAAUUAUUUUUUUUAUUUAAUUUUUUUUGCAAGCAAAUGUUUGUUUCUCUUGUAUAAAAACAUCAAUUCUCAUGAAGAAAUGGCAACAGUGAGUGUUUCAGUGUAAUGUAUUACAGUACAGUUGAUUUUCAUGUUUUCAAAAGAACGUGUCUUACUUUUUCUUUCUUUUUUUUGCCUUUUGUGUUGUGCAUAUUUCUGCUUGAAAGGUCCUGCAGAGCAAACAAAGCUGCUUUAUUUUUUACAUAUUCACACAUUAACCUGCUGUUCAAAAACAGUUUCUUUCAUCUAAGCCAUUUUUGACAGCUUAUCCCUCCAAAUAAUAAUAAUAAAAAAAAUCCUUUUGUAAA